UUUUCAAAGAGAAGUGAACCCGACCCGCUUUAACUGUCGGGUGAAAUGGAUGUACUAUCUAUGUGUCUGUCACUAUGGGUUGCCGUUGGUGCCUGCUAUCGAUUCACCAACAACAAUUCAGAUUCAUUCAUGCCUUCUCUUUUUCUAACUGGUUGAUAUGCGUAUGAUAGCUAAUUUCAGCAUGUACCCAAACACUGUGAUGAUUGGAGUUUCACACUCAAAUCGGAGCCAUUUCAAAUCCACUCAAUUUCCUGCAUAUACUACCUUUGAUAAUGUCAUUCUACCUGCAUACACAAACAUAAAUAAUGUUAUUGGAAGAAGAUUUGUACAUAAGACGUCAUCUGAAGUUCUCCUUGAAAGGGGAAGCAAUGUUGUCAGCAAUGGACAACUACCAAACUUCCCAUCAUCUUCAUAUGAAGCUGCCAUGGAGAAACUUUCAUCUCUUAUUACUCGCCAACGGCGUGGGGAGAAGCCACCCCUUCCUAAUAAAUUAGGAAGAAUGUCAAUGUAUCUCAAGAUCUUGGGUUUGGAAGAAGAUAUGAAUAGACUCAAAAUUAUUCACGUGGCAGGCACAAAGGGAAAGGGUUCAACAUGCAUAUUCUGUGAGGCAAUAUUAAGGGAAUGUGGCUUUCGCACUGGAGUUUUCACAUCCCCUCACCUAAUUGAUGUGCGUGAACGGUUUCGUAUAGAUGGGAUUGACAUAUCAGAAGAUAAGUUCUUAGAGUGUUUUUGGGAUUGUUGGAACCAAUUGGAGGAAAAAGCAACAGAGCAGCUUCCAAUGCCCCCACUUUUUCAGUUUCUUACUAUAUUGUCCUUCAAAAUAUUUACAUCUGAACAGGUUGAUGCGGCCAUUAUAGAAGUUGGUCUUGGAGGAACAGAAGACUCAACCAACGCGAUUAAAGAACCUACUGUGUGCGGCAUUACUUCAUUGGGAAUGGAUCAUACUGAGAUUUUAGGAGAUACUCUCGGACAGAUAGCUUCACACAAGGCAGGAAUUUUUAAGUUGAAAGCCCCUUCUCCCCCGCCUUCAUUUUCUUUCUUAUCUUCUGAAGAUUUGAUGUCUUCCAUGUUCCUGAAGCCUAAAGUUCCUGCCUUCACAGUACCCCAACCUCCUGAAGCAAUGGAUGUUAUCAUUGAGAGGGCCAAAGAACUCAUGGUUCCACUUGAAGUUACUGAGCCUUUAGAUUGUAAACAAAUGAAGGGAUUAACGCUUGGGUUAUCUGGUGAUCACCAAUUCUAUAAUGCUGCUCUUGCCGUCUCACUUUCUAGAUGCUGGCUUCAGAGAACAGGAAAUUGGGAAAAAGUUUGUCAAAAUGAUUUUCAGGAUUCUAAUUUGCCAGAUGACUUUAUUAGAGGCCUUUCAAGUACCCAUUUUUCUGGGAGGGCUCAAAUAGUUUGCGACUCUUCUCUAUAUUCCGACUGCUCAGAAAUUAUGUCUGAAAAUUGUGGAGAGUUGAUAUUUUAUUUGGAUGGAGCUCAUAGUCCAGAGAGCAUAGAUGCUUGUGCUAAGUGGUUCUCCAAUGCCGUAAAGGGAUAUAAAAAUCCAUCACAUUUGUCUAUUAGUGUAGAAAAUACAGAAGAAUCAUCAGAAAAUGGUCACUUUCUACAUGAAAGCAAGGCCUUGGGGCAGUUUGAGAAUUCUUCUAGGCUGAUUCUUCUAUUCAAUUGCUUAGAUGUGAGAAAUCCUAACAUUUUGCUUCCACGGCUAGUUAAUGGAUGUUCUUCGUCAGGUAUUCAUUUCUCAAGAGCACUUUUUGUUCCGAGUAUGUCAAAGUAUACUAAGGUUACUUCUGGUGCAUCGGUUAUUCCUUCUGAUCUCAGUGGGAUAGAACUAUCAUGGCAAUUUAAUUUACAAAGAAUAUGGGAGAAGAUUGUGCAUGGGAAGGAAAUGACCACUUUGCUUGAAAAGGAUUUCAAGGCAGAGAGCAAGCUGAUGUUACCACCUAAUGAAUUUCUUUAUGAUAAUCCUUCAAAGGGAUGUCCUUCCCAUAACUAUUUUCCAAGCAGUGCAGUAAUUCCUUCAUUGCCAUUGACAAUAAAAUGGUUGAGGGACUGCGUCAGAGAACACCCAUCAACAAGACUUCAGGUUCUUGUCACUGGAUCUCUGCAUUUGGUUGGAGAUGUACUAAAGCUCUUGAAAAGAUGAUUUAAAUUGAAGUUGACCUGUAUUGGCUUUGGAAACUCCUAUUGCAGCAAAAGUUGCCAUUAUUUUAAUCGUUUCAGAGACGAAAACCAGACGUAGUUUUCACGUGACUUCUGAAGGGUGUGCAAACUACGUUACACAAGUUGUGUAACUGGCAUUGUUAAACUUGAGAAAGUUUAGUACAGUAUAUGAUAGUCGACGGAGGGACUCGAGUCGCAAAAUUCACUGUACACUAUCACCAUGCUAUGUGCAUACCUUCAAAUAAAUAUCUAUAGCACAAUAUAAACCAUCAUCAAAGACCUGUCAUACUCUAGAACAGCAGCUGCAAGAAUUUGAAGCUUGGGAAGUUUUACGUUAACAUCUGGAGCAACCUCUGCCAGGUAUUCGUCAAUCCGCCAAUCCGUAAAGAGAAUAUUGUAGGCAUUUGUGUAAUCCCUCAAACUAUAAACUUUCUAACUAUGUUAGAUAAUUUCAUCAUCAGUUUUAUAUAAUUGCACACUACAACCUUUUUAACUUUAACCAACGGAACAAUAGACAACAGCUAAAAAACUGUUGCCUAAAGUGGAUAUUAACUGCGUUUUAGCUUGGUUGCCGAAUUUCUAAUAAUAUGUUGAAAACCGUCCUUUUUAUAUUUUUUGCUACGUUUUUAGAAAUGUGGACAUAAAUAAAUUAACCGUUGCUUA
Molecule: messenger RNA, 2826 nt
Organism: Lathyrus oleraceus (garden pea)
Lineage: Eukaryota; Viridiplantae; Streptophyta; Magnoliopsida; Fabales; Fabaceae
Product: folylpolyglutamate synthase
Exons: 18
Coding region: 158-2146 (662 amino acids)
Biological process (GO): tetrahydrofolylpolyglutamate biosynthetic process
Cellular component (GO): cytosol; mitochondrion; cytoplasm
Molecular function (GO): tetrahydrofolylpolyglutamate synthase activity; ATP binding
Source: RefSeq, a predicted model, not a curated record